Molecule: messenger RNA, 2020 nt
Organism: Cornus florida
Lineage: Eukaryota; Viridiplantae; Streptophyta; Magnoliopsida; Cornales; Cornaceae
Product: UPF0481 protein At3g47200-like
Exons: 5
Coding region: 629-1885 (418 amino acids)
Source: RefSeq, a predicted model, not a curated record
UUAAAAAAGUUAUCUACCAAACCAAUGUUUGUGCAAGUUAGUUAAAAAAUAAAAUAAAAUAAAUAAAAAAUUUAAAGUAUUAACUCUAGUCAAUUGUACGAAAACGCUUCACUGCUUCACCUAACUCUGUUAAUGUCACCGCUCAUUUUUGGCACUCAAAAUAAUUGAAUUGUACGAAGAUUCUGCUUUAUAUAAAGGUGAGAUUUGGAUCGGGUGAGUCAGAUAUCGAGUUUGGCGUGGAUGAAUACAGAGCUUUGCAUCCUGUAGGCUCUUACUCAUUUAUUAAAAAAUUUAAGUUAUUGAAUAGUAUUGCACACCCAUCAAUUUAUACUUAUUUCACUUCAUAUUCGGAUCCGAUGUGGUACAAAUACUCUUUGUAACAUUUUCCCCCACCCGAACACCUAUACGGGUGGGCUCGCUCAGACGCCUCCAGGCCAGGCUAUUGGCGUGACACCAGAUCAAGGAAUAGAUUUGGCUCUAAUUCCAAUUGUAACAGGAAAACAAGUCAGAGAAAAUCUUAGUGGAGGAAUACAGAGCUUCAUAUAUUAUCAUGCAAUUAGUUUACUUUCUCUGAAGAGAAAAAUUUCAGUGGAGGAAUAGAGAUCUUCACAUCAAAGAAUUGUAGAACAUGGAAUCUGCUAGCAUUGUAGAACAUGUUUCCAUUAGCAUCGAUGAAAAGCUUGCCCGCCACUCUGGUUUGCCUCGUGAGCGUUGCAUUUUCAAAGUGCAUGAAAAGCUACGAAAGUUAAACCCAGAUGCAUAUGAACCAGCAAUUCUUGCAAUUGGUCCGUACCACCGAGGAAAAAUUAAUCUCCAAGGGAUGGAAGAGGUUAAACUGCAGUACCUAAAAUCACUUCUUGUACGAAAGGAGGAGACAAGCGCAGAGAGAUACGUACUUGCAAUGAGGGAAUUGGAGGAAAAGGCACGAAAAUGUUAUGCAGAACCCGUAGGCCUCACUUCAGAUGAAUUCGUGGAUAUGAUGCUUCUUGAUGGCUGUUUCAUCAUUGAACUGUUCUUGAAGUUAACCGAUGUUGCAAUAGAUGAAAAUGACCGUAUUUUUGGAACAUGUUGGAUGGGCUACUUCUUACUGCUUGAUUUGAUCUUAUUCGAAAAUCAACUUCCCUUUUUCGUUCUUCUCAAAUUGUAUGCCUUGAUUGAGGGUACUAAACCAGAGGAGUUCGUUUACAUUGCAUUGAAUUUCUUUGCCUUCUCAAAUCAAAAUCUAGGCAAACCUAGAAUAUUGGAUAUGAGUUCUAUUCAAGAAGUCCAGCAUUUACUUGACUUACUACACCGUAGUAGAUGUCCUGAUCCAUUUGUAAGGACUGAGAAAAGAAAGGGAAUUAAAUGGGGGCGCAUACAAUGUGCAUCUCAACUUGAGAAGGCCGGAAUUAAGUUCAAGAAAACUGAAGACAGCAACUUGUUUGAUAUUACAUACUCUAAUGGGACACUAAAAAUCCCAAAUUUGACCAUUGAAGAGAAAACAGAGCCCUUCUUCAGAAACCUCAUUGCGCACGAGCAGUAUGGUGAUAGUACAAAUUUACACUAUAUCACCCAUUAUUGCUUCUUAAUGGAUUAUCUGAUUGACGACCAAGAGGACGUUAGUUUACUGCAACGUGAUGAAAUUAUCACAAACUGUCUGGGUGGUGAUGAAGUGGUUUGCAACAUGUUCAAUAAGCUUUGCCACAAUCUCAUCAUCAAUGACGAUCUUUUCAGCUAUAACAACAUUUUGGAUGAUGUGAGAACGCAUUGCAGGAAACGUCGGAAUAUCUGGAUGGCAACGUUAAGGCGUGAUUAUUUCAAUAGUCCAUGGGCACUCAUUUCGUUUCUUGCAGCCUUUGUCUUGCUUGUGCUUACAAUCACACAAACGGUAUUCGCUGCUCCUUAAAUUCGAUCAUCAAAUAUCCUAGGUUUCUUUAUGUUGUCACUUUUUGUAUAUAAUCCCAAAUAUGUAUGUAUAAUCUUUUACGUUAACCAUUUGGAGCAAUAAAAUCCCUGAGCGGGGUAUAGAUGUGUAUGAAAA